GCCCGAACUUGGAGCACCGCCGGAAGUCAACCCCCCUUCGAAAAACCACAUCCGACUCCAGUGGGGAGGGGAGUGAUCCUGACCUCGUCCCUUCUCGUCCCCGUAGAAAGGUCUCACAGAAGGAGCGGUCCUUGGUCAUGAACUCCAGAAGCAACUCGCGCUCAAACUCUCAGAAUGUCUCAGAGGAAUCAGCUUCGGAAGAAUCCAGUCCAGAAGCGUCAUGGAAGAAGAGGAAACACGCAGUCAUGAAGAACCUUCCACCUGGGGUGGACAGGAGCGCAGCCAAACAAAUUCUAAACGAAAUCGUUGUUCAGGGCGAUGAAGUGCACUGGAAUGAUAUUGCUGGGCUUGAAGUAGCGAAGAAUGCGCUGCGUGAGGCCGUUGUUUAUCCCUUCCUAAGGCCUGACCUUUUCAUGGGACUUCGAGAACCGGCAAGAGGCAUGUUGUUGUUCGGGCCCCCUGGUACGGGUAAGACGAUGUUGGCACGAGCUGUUGCUACGGAAUCGAAGUCGACAUUUUUCUCUAUCUCGGCCAGUAGCCUGACAAGCAAGUAUCUGGGGGAGUCAGAAAAACUGGUCCGGGCCUUGUUCGGUCUCGCCAAGGUUCUGGCACCCAGCAUCAUCUUCGUCGACGAAAUCGACUCACUGUUGUCGCAACGGUCUGGAUCUGGUGAACACGAGGCGACUAGGAGAAUCAAGACAGAGUUCCUCAUCCAGUGGAGUGACCUUCAGCGGGCAGCGGCUGGCCGAGAAUCGGGAGAAAAAGACCGGGGCGAUCCCAACCGUGUGCUUGUACUCGCGGCCACAAAUCUUCCCUGGUCUAUUGACGAGGCCGCCCGUCGGAGAUUCGUCAGGAGGCAGUACAUUCCCCUGCCUGAGGCCGAGACUAGGGCUGUUCAACUUCAGAACUUGCUCGGCCAACAAAACCACAGCUUGACAGACGACGAUCUGGCUAAGCUCGUCGAGCUGACGGAUGGCUUCUCAGGUUCUGACAUGACGGCUCUCGCCAAAGACGCCGCCAUGGGCCCUCUAAGAUCUCUCGGUGAGGCACUACUGCACAUGACAAUGGAGGAAAUCAGGCCUAUCGAACUAGCAGACUUUGUUGCUAGUCUGGCCACGAUCCGGCCCAGCGUGAGCCAGUCGGGUUUGAAGGAGCACGAGGACUGGGCGAAGGAGUUUGGGGAGCGUGGAGGUUGACCGUCCAAGAUGGACCAACACAGUUACCUUCCACUUGCUAUCGCUGUGAUAUCUGCUCGCGGCGCUGGAGGUGGUAUUGGCGCCAACGCCGAGUCUGUUGGCCCUUAUUUUGCAUUUGCACAGUACAAGCAGGCCUGCUUCUACCAUCCCAUCGAUACAGUACACGAGCCUCGUGAAUAUACACACUUCAAUGAUCC
This is a messenger RNA of Cryphonectria parasitica EP155, 1393 nucleotides long. RefSeq names its product AAA-domain-containing protein. NCBI's taxonomy places the organism in Eukaryota, Fungi, Ascomycota, Sordariomycetes, Diaporthales, Cryphonectriaceae. The transcript is spliced from 2 exons. The coding region runs from base 138 to 1196 and encodes 352 amino acids. The record is from RefSeq and is a predicted model, not a curated record. Gene Ontology annotation, molecular function: ATP hydrolysis activity; ATP binding.